AACCCAGCUGAAAAUUAAAGGUGGGCAGAUUAUUCGACGACACACAGGUUAAUACGCUAUUUUUGUAUUUUUACGAAUGGUAUGUGAGAAUGUUAUAAAAUAAAUACCUUUAUUAUUGCCUCGUAUCUAUCUAUUCACGUAGUUUGUGUCAGGUGCACAUCAGGUGAUCUCGCGUACAUGUACGGAUAUAUUACAGUGUGAUAAAAUUUGCGCGCUUUCCGUAAUCAACGUUGGUAAAUGCUUCUUGGUCAAAUCUUUUACACCUGUCAUUAUAAUUUCUAAGAAAUGGACAAAAACGCAAUUCAUCCGGCUUUCUCACUACCGUCCUUCUACGCCGGAAGAAACGUUUUUAUUACAGGCGCUACAGGAUUCUUGGGAAAAGUAUUGGUAGAAAAGCUGUUGAGAUCGUGCCCCGAUGUAGGAGAGAUCUUUUUGUUAAUACGCCCGAAAAAAGGUGUAAACAUAGACGAGAGGCUCCGACAAAUGCUGACAAACCCGUUAUUUGAUACACUGCGACACGCGCAACCCAAUUGUUUCGACAAAUUGAUUCCUGUGGAAGGUGACAUUAGUCUUGAGAAUUUAGGUUUGUCAGCUGCCGACACGGACACCUUAAUUGAAAAAACAUCUAUAAUAUUCCAUGUAGCGGCCAACGUGAAAUUCGACAAUACACUGAAAAAUGUUGUCUUCAGGAAUGUACGAUCCACGAGAGAUAUUUGUAUUCUGGGCGGAAGAAUGAAAAAUCUAACGGUUUUAUUGUACGUCAGCACGGCUUACAGUCAUGUCGACAAAUUAGUCAUUGAUGAAAUUGCGUAUCCAACAGAAGUCGAUUGGAGGAAAACAAUUCAAACUGUAGAGGCUUUGGACGAGGAGAUAUUGGAGGUGUUUAAAGCAAAAUAUAUAGACAAGAUGCCAAACCACUACGUAUUUACUAAAAGGCUCGCAGAGCAAAUAAUAAUUGAUUACUCUGGAUCGUUGCCGUGCGUAAUUUGCAGACCCUCCAUAGUUACACCAACGUUAAACGACCCUGUGAAAGGAUGGUUGGACAAUUUCAAUGGUCCGAUAUUAAUGCUUAUCGGCACAGCAAAAGGAAUAUUGAGGCUGAUACAAGCAGAAAUCACCACGAAGAAUAACUAUGUGCCAGUCGAUAUCGUCGUCAAGGCUUUAAUCGCCGCGGCGUGGAAGCGCGGAUCGAAAAUGACCAACACGCAGGACAACCUUCCAGUAGUGUACAACUGCGUAGCUAAUCACUUUAAAUGUCCAACACUCACAAUGAUGCAAGAUAUUGGUAUCACCAUUUCGAAAAAGAUUCCCAUGGACGGAGUAAUCUGGCUUCCCAAUGCGAUAGUAACAACGAAUCGUUUAUUUUCUUAUUUGCUGGUGAUAUUGCUACAUGUAAUACCAGCAGUGUUUAUCGAUGGAUUGCUAUUUCUAUCAGGCCGACGACCGAGAUUGUUGAAUCUGCAGAGAAAAAGUUUUGUAACUAAUCAAACCAUGUUGUACUUUUUACAAAAUGAAUGGGAGAUACGAAAUACAAAAAUGUUAAGUCUGUCAGACGAGGUGCCAACUAACGAUCAGCAAACGUUUGGAUACGCAACAGACUUGAUUUAUAAUUACGACAUGCUAACGUACAUGGAAAACGGCAUGAUUGGAAGUAAGAUAUAUCUUUUGAAAGAAAGUAUGGAUCAACUGGAGGCAGCGAAGUCGCAUUACAACAGAAUGAUUUGGAUCGACAGAAUUGCGAGAACCCUGAUCGGCAUCUUCUUUAUGUGGGUAAUUUACGGAAUUAUUGUGUAA
Molecule: messenger RNA, 1794 nt
Organism: Dinoponera quadriceps
Lineage: Eukaryota; Metazoa; Arthropoda; Insecta; Hymenoptera; Formicidae
Product: putative fatty acyl-CoA reductase CG5065
Exons: 9
Coding region: 286-1794 (502 amino acids)
Biological process (GO): long-chain fatty-acyl-CoA metabolic process
Cellular component (GO): peroxisome
Molecular function (GO): alcohol-forming very long-chain fatty acyl-CoA reductase (NADP+) activity
Source: RefSeq, a predicted model, not a curated record